This is a messenger RNA of Drosophila nasuta, 1670 nucleotides long. It is a transcript of the gene Caf1-55, whose product is annotated as chromatin assembly factor 1 p55 subunit. The record is from RefSeq and is a predicted model, not a curated record. Gene Ontology annotation, molecular function: protein binding. The transcript is spliced from 3 exons. The coding region runs from base 332 to 1624 and encodes 430 amino acids. NCBI's taxonomy places the organism in Eukaryota, Metazoa, Arthropoda, Insecta, Diptera, Drosophilidae.
GUUCUACACAUCUCUGUCGCAUUUUAGCAGCCGACGCGCUUGCAAAAAAAAAGGAGGAAGGAAAUAAUUUUCUCAAUUUUCCCCACCAGCAGCAGCCGCAAGUUUGCUGAGAGUGUACAAUUAAAUUUGAAAUCAAUUAUCGCAUGACUGCAAAUUGUGUGUUGACGAAGCAAACGUGAAUUUUUGAAACAAUUGCCUAAGCGUGGACAUCAUUUUGCCGACUGUGCGCACGCUUUUGCCGCCGCCGCUUUGUUGUUUUGGCGCCCGAUUUUGCGACGCGCACGAAAAUUGUUGUGUGCAAAUUGUAAAUUAGCCGCACAUAGUGUAAAAAAUGGUGGAUCGCAGUGAUAAUGCAGCGGAAUCCUUUGACGAUGCAGUCGAAGAGCGUGUGAUCAACGAAGAGUACAAGAUAUGGAAGAAGAACACCCCAUUUCUAUACGAUCUGGUCAUGACGCACGCCCUAGAAUGGCCCUCGUUGACGGCCCAAUGGUUGCCCGAUGUGACGAAGCAGGAUGGCAAGGAUUACUCAGUGCAUCGCCUCAUAUUGGGCACACACACUUCGGAUGAACAGAAUCAUUUGCUCAUUGCCAGCGUUCAGCUACCCAGCGAAGAUGCCCAGUUCGAUGGUUCACACUAUGACAAUGAAAAGGGUGAAUUUGGUGGCUUUGGAUCGGUGUGCGGUAAAAUUGAAAUUGAGAUCAAGAUCAAUCACGAAGGAGAGGUGAAUCGUGCACGCUACAUGCCGCAAAAUGCCUGCGUAAUUGCCACCAAGACGCCAUCGAGCGAUGUGCUUGUCUUCGAUUACACAAAGCAUCCCAGCAAACCGGAACCAUCCGGUGAAUGCCAACCCGACUUACGAUUGCGAGGACAUCAAAAGGAAGGUUACGGUCUGUCCUGGAAUCCCAAUUUAAAUGGUUAUUUGCUCUCGGCAUCGGACGAUCACACCAUCUGCUUGUGGGACAUUAAUGCCACACCGAAAGAGCAUCGCGUGAUUGAUGCCAAGAAUAUAUUUACUGGUCAUACCGCUGUUGUUGAGGACGUCGCAUGGCAUUUGCUGCACGAAUCACUUUUUGGCUCAGUGGCUGACGAUCAGAAACUUAUGAUUUGGGAUACCAGAAACAACAACACCUCCAAGCCAUCACAUACCGUCGAUGCGCAUACUGCUGAAGUCAAUUGUUUGAGCUUUAAUCCAUACUCGGAGUUUAUAUUGGCCACGGGUUCGGCGGACAAAACGGUUGCCCUCUGGGAUUUGCGUAAUCUCAAACUGAAACUACAUUCCUUCGAGUCGCACAAGGAUGAAAUUUUCCAGGUGCAAUGGUCGCCGCAUAAUGAGACAAUUUUGGCUUCGUCUGGCACUGAUCGUCGUCUGCACGUCUGGGAUUUGUCGAAAAUUGGCGAGGAGCAGAGCUCCGAGGAUGCCGAAGAUGGCCCGCCAGAGCUGCUGUUCAUCCACGGUGGUCAUACGGCCAAAAUCAGCGAUUUCUCGUGGAAUCCGAAUGAACCCUGGAUUAUUUGCAGUGUUUCCGAAGAUAAUAUUAUGCAAGUGUGGCAAAUGGCCGAGAAUGUUUACAACGAUGAGGAGCCCGAGAUACCCGCCUCCGAUCUGGAAACCAAUACCGCUUAAAGCAAAAACAACAACAGCAACAAAUCCGAACAGUUCAAUUUUUUGG